This is a messenger RNA of Symbiodinium necroappetens, 4221 nucleotides long. The record is from the annotation of a GenBank genome assembly. Lineage: Eukaryota; Dinophyceae; Suessiales; Symbiodiniaceae.
AUGCUUGAGGCUUCUCAGGUUGUCGAUGCAGCCAUCGCCGCCUUGGGAUCUGCGCUGGGCGUGGACCCCUCGGCUGUGGAGGUUCAGGUGACACAGUCGGCACGACGCCUUGCGCAAGCAAAGAAAGCUACCGGCCGCCGACUUGCCAUUUCCUGGUCUGUGGUUUACCAGGUCCUCGUGUCUGCCGAUGCUGCUGCAUCCGUGUCCGAGGCUGCACGGGCCCAGCGUGCGGACCUGGGUGCGUUCCGAGCGAUCCUGGCCCCAGAGCUGGAAGCCGUCGGGGUGAGCACGUCCUCCGUGUUGUCUUUGGCAGUCUUGGACUUUGCCGAAAUCUCCGUGGAGAUAACAGAGCUGGAUGUGGCCCUGGCAAUGCUGAACACAACCUCAGAUCCAGACCCCGCUGCUGAGGACUCUGACAUGGAUGGCUUGGACAACUUGUCACUUCAAGAGCGCAGGCUUUCAACCAUCACUGGCACGAGAUCUCUAGCACUUGGUUGGUUCCGGGAGUUCUUUGCCACGACUUUGCUGGGUGAUGAUAACGUCACCGUGCCCCCGGAGACGUCCAUCGGAAACUACACGCACUUUCUGGUCUACACAGCUUCCAGUCUCGUAGAGCAGACCACCCCUGCUGCGCUGGAAUUGGCAGACGAGUCCGCGAGCGUCUCCAACGUGACCUUUGUCGAUCUGGAUCUCGAUGCCACCGACGUGGGAGGGACCAUCGUGUGGGAUCCUCCAGAAAGCCGAGAGCGGGUGCAAGAUUAUUUGGUUUAUUUCGGAGAGGACCGCCUGGGAUUGGCGAAAUCCCAGCUGCAUCAGGCCCUCCCGAAGGGAAUAAACAUGCUGCCGCUCUUGCCGGAUACGCCAAAGCUGAAUUACAGUCAUGUGCUGGUGUACACACGUUCGACGCUUGUGGAACAGACGACUCCGGCCUCCAGCAGAUUGCUUGACGAAGCACCUGUUGUGCGAAACAUUCGCUUUCCGGACUUGGAUUUAGAUGCGGCAGACCUUGGUGGAGAGCUUUCCUGGUCCACAAGCGAUGAGGCACUGGUAGAGGCUUAUAUGGUGUACCUUGCAGGACCUGCGAACGGAGCACUUUGCGACCGGGUCAGCGUCGGAGACGAGCUGUGCCGCUACUUCCUUACUAACGCAUCAGCUCCCGAAUCUCAGCUCGACAUAGCACCGGAGACGCCUCUGGCCAACAGUGGCCUUGUGCUCAUCUACUUGAAAUCCUCCCUCGCAGAGCAGACCACUCCCUUUGGGCAAGAAAUCAACGACACCAUCGCCAGUGUCUCUCAGGUGUCUUUCGACGAUCUAGACCUUGACUUGGAGCAAUUUGGUGGUAUCAUCUCGUGGACGGAGCCACCAGAACCUGAGCCAGUAGAGGGAUACUGGCUCUACUUCAAGGAUGCAUACAGCCGCUCCCAACUUUCAGUGCUGUCACCAGGAAUCGACUCUUUCUCGUUACCUGCAGAGACAAGCUACGGAGGAGGACAGAUUGCAAUUUACACCAAGUCGAGCCUUGUGGAGCAAACAACCCCUGUGGCUGUGAACCUCUCGGACACCAUCGCCAUUGUAGGGAACGCCUCUUUCCCCGACUUCGACUUGGACAGGGGCGACAUCGGAGGCUUGUUCUCCUGGGAGCCACCAUCAGACACGUUCCAAGUCACACACUACGUGGUUUACAUGGCCAGACAUCACGACAACGAGUCCGAAGAGUGCUACGAAGACGUGGUUCAGCUGGCGGCGAUCACCGGCAGCUUCACUUUCUCCGUACCGGCCACUCUCGAGCAGGUGGAACAUGCAGCGCGUCUAGCUGUGCUCGCAGCUUUGCCCGGAAUCGAUCCGAAGAACCUCGAAGUCACGGUCACGAGGACGAGUCGACGCCUCGCAAGCGAGCAGAGUAUGCGGCGCCUCUCCAGCUUCUGGCAUGUCAGUUACGAAGCCGCCGUGUCCCUGGAGGCGGUUUUGACAACCUCCGCGGCGGCGGUGGCAUUGAGCUCGGCAUCUGCAUCCUUCGAGACAGUCAUGGCUGUGGCGCUGCAAGCUGCUGGGGUGUCCAGCCUGGUGACAAGCGCAAGCCUCUCUGUGCUGUCCUUCUCGCGGCUUUCGGUGGACACUGUGGACACGGCCCAAAUCCUUCAACGCUUUGCGACAGCAGCCGCAGCUGUCGCAGCCAACGCCAGCGGCGAGCCGGACAGUGACGAGGAUACGGAUGUAAUAUCCAACAUCUCCAGAAGGCUGUCUUCGGCUUUCGAAGUAUCCGAUGAAUCCGAUGGCCUUGUUCAGGACUCGGACGCAGUCCCACGGCAGCUGUCAGGUCGCAACACUGGACUCUUCUCCUUGAGUCUUAGCUGGUGUCGCAAGUUUGUUGGGAGUACGCUAGAGGGCGACACAGCACUCACAAUUCCUCCAGAAACGCGACUCGCAAACUGGACACACUACCUAGUGUAUGCUGCCUCCAGCCUAGCAGAGCAAAGCUUUCCAAGAGCGCUGCAGAUUGCGGAUGAAGACUCCAGUGUUUCCUCGGUGUCGUUUUUAGGACAGGACCUUGACUUUUACGAUUUGGGUGGACGCUUGUCUUGGGAGCCGCCGAACUCCACUGAUCGUUUGGCGGCCUACCGCAUCUACCUCGCCGAGAGCGCCUCAGGUUUCGGCCGAUCGCAAGUGGGUCCCACGGAGCUGGCUCCGGAGAUUCUCUUCUACGAUGUGCCGGCCAACACACGGAGAGAGAACUUCACCCAUUUCACCGUCUUCACGAAGUCGCUCCUCGUGGAGCAGACGACGCCUGCAUUCCUGGCCAUUCAAGACGAGGCAUCCCGAGCCAACAAUGUAUCCUUCGUAGAUGACGAUCUCGACGAGGGGGAAAUCGGAGGAAAUCUUACGUGGCUUCCCGCUGAAGAUGACUCCGAGGUGGUGGACUACGUGGUCUACCUCGCGGAGGAUCGAUAUGGGACCAACCGGUCGCUGCUGGGAAAUGUCAGUCGAGAUGAGCUAAGCUUCUCGGUUCCGGACAACACUCAGCUGCUGAGCUUUACACACUUGUUGGUCUUUGGCCGGUCGCCUCUGGAAGAGCAAACGACUCCUUCCUCAGUGGUCAUUAUCGAAACGAUCGCCAGCGUGACAAACGUAUCCUUUACGGAUUUGGACUUGGACGCUGGUGAGCUUGGCGGCACGGUGUCUUUCGUGCCACCAACAUCGGCCGAACGUGUGGUGAGCUACGUAGCAUACCUCGCGACGAGCUUCGGCGACUCCGUAAGCUACCGGUCACAGCUGGGAUCAGACAUCGUGGUUGGUGUGGACUCGGAGAUCGCAGAGAUCCUCCCAGACACAGCUCUGGCCAACUUCAGUCAGGUCUUAGUUUACACCAAGUCCAGGCUUGCAGAGCAGACGACUCCCAGUGCCCUUGCCCUACAAGACAACAACGCCUCGGUGUCCUCCGUUCUUUUUAUCGAUUUGGACUUGGACCUCGGUGACAUCGGAGGACCUAGCUCAUGGCUGCCACCAUUGGACACCUCACUGGUGACACACUACGAGGUGUACUUCUCCAACAGCACAGUCGGCGAAUGGAGGGAGCACUAUGCUACGCUGCCAGUGGGAACAACACUGCUUCAGAUUCAUGCAGAGAAGAGCUUGAAGAGCGAUGAGGCAUACAUCUCUCACUUCUUGGUUUACACGAGGUCGGCCCUUGUGGAACAGUCGACGCCCAGCAUCCAUCGGAUCUCAGACGAGUUUGCUAGCGUUUCGAACAUUUCCUUCAAAGAUCUUGACUUGGAUCGUGAUGAGAUUGGUGGCUUGGUGUCCUGGGAGUCUCCAGACAAGCCAGAUCUUGUAGAAGGCUACCACCUGUACUUUGCCGACUCAGCAGAUGGUUUCUACCGGUCGCAAGUCGACGAAGGAGUGCCAGUCAACAUCACUGCGCUUGACAUCCUCUACGAUACCCCUCGCCAAAACUUCAGCUACCUUGCAAUCUACACAAGGUCCUCACUGGUCGAGCAGACAACUCCGGUUGCAGCAGCACUUUCGGAUACGUAUGCAACAGUGUCCAAUGUCACCUUCGCAGACUACGACUUGGAUGCUACCGAUAUCGGGGGGCCCUUGACAUGGGAUCCUCCGGGUGAUGUCUCCGCUGCUCAUCUGCAGACUCCCCUAAACCGUUUCGGAGCACCGCCUGGAUCCGCCUGUUCCAACGAGUCUUCCGAGACCACGGCGGAGAUAGAGGAG